CCCUCGCCGCCCCAACCCAACCACUCCGACUCCGCCCCCAUCGAAGCUUCGAGAAGCUUCCAGGAGCUACGGUUUCCCGUGCCGACCUAUGGCCGCCGCCGACGCGGUGCUGCCCUCGCCGCCCCCGCCAGCGCGGAUCGUCGUCGUGGUGCUGGCGCUCGCGCGCUUCGCCCUCGCCCCGAUGCUGGCGCUCGGGCGCGUCCUCUGCGUCGCGGCGGGGGCCCUCCCCUACCUGUGGUUCGCGGCCGCGUGGGUCAUCUCCGCGGCCUCGGCCGCGCAGGUCGUGGCGCUCCGCGCCUGGGGCGAGGGCUCCGCCCCCUUCCUCUUCCUCCAGGUGUUCACGUCCGGCGCUUACAAGGUCUGCGCCUACAGCUUCCUUGUCUUGCUCGCGCUUGCCGCCCUGCUGUUGUGCGGCCUGUGCGUGGCGUACGUGAUUGCAGUUCUAUCUGGAUCCGGUUCAUCAUUCAACAAGCGCGCCGGAGCAAUCGCGUGGGAGUCAGCUGCAAAUCACUCGUUUAGGCUACCCCGUGCCGCGGUGCUUGGAUUGAUCACAGAUGUGUCUUUCUUCCUGCUACUUGUCGCCGGUCUUCUGUUAGCGAUGAUGUCACAUGUGGAGGGAUCAAUAUCUCAGGGAGAAAUGGUCGGCUUAGUAAUCGCGGAUGUGGGGAUAUUUGGUAUGCACGCGAUAUCUUGCAUUCUUAUCAUUCCAGCACUAGCACUUAGUGUCUGGAGGGAGGACCAGGCGGACAGGACAGCACCAUCGCAGUCUUGUUGAGGUGUUCUGCAAUUCAGUGGCUAGUUUUGAGCUAGCCACCAUGUACAUCGAAUUUGCACCUUUGACUUUGAGGCACUCAACCAUCCAAAUUAGGCUGUCAUGCGGGCCAAGAAGAAGUAUGCUUCAUAUGCUGAGUUGCAAUUGUUGUCCGUUCCCACUCUUGAUCUAAAAAAUACUUCUCCCUGGUCUAGUUGCGGCGGCAUUGUAGUGAGCCUUACCAUGUUGGUAUACUACCACCACUACUACUACUGUACAUAGAUCAGUACAUACAAAUUUAUAAUUUAGUGUGCUUAAUAUUGAUAGAAUCUGCACAACCGCAUUCAAGUUCUAGUUUUCUGCAGCUUAUCUAAUGGAACACUGGUUUUGUU
This is a messenger RNA of Triticum dicoccoides, 1143 nucleotides long. RefSeq lists its product as uncharacterized. The transcript is spliced from 3 exons. The record is from RefSeq and is a predicted model, not a curated record. NCBI's taxonomy places the organism in Eukaryota, Viridiplantae, Streptophyta, Magnoliopsida, Poales, Poaceae. The coding region runs from base 89 to 775 and encodes 228 amino acids.